AUGGAUUUCAUCAAGACCAGUUCCCUGCGUGCUCUGAUUGAGUUAACUUUCCAACGCAACUGGAACGGCCUCAUUUGGAUGAGUAGAAAAGGAGUUACAACCAAAAGAGUGAAGACUGUCCAGACGGCUCUAUCGAGAACAGCGCCAAGCGCAGCGGCUGGCCGAGAAACGAAUGUUUCGCGCUCGGCCAAAAUCGUAUCCGUCCGUCUGAAGUCUCGGCCAAAGUUCAAACCACCGGCCGACGCAUCACGACCCGGGAAGCAAUGUCCCGUGGUCUUUUGGAGCAUUCUGGAGCAUAUGGGACAUGAGGAGCAUGGAGGGACUUGGCACAUGGACGCAGCUCAACUGGAUACGCAAAGGAAGAAGGGAGAAGCCAUCUUGAAGACCAGCUCGACCGUCUACUCGACCAACCGGCCAAGCUUCAACUCGAUCGAGCUGAGAAGUCAACAGUCAAACCCGAAAAAUGUUGCUUCCCCCUUGACUUUCCUUUGA
Microthlaspi erraticum is the source of this 492-nucleotide messenger RNA. The record is from the annotation of a GenBank genome assembly. Lineage: Eukaryota; Viridiplantae; Streptophyta; Magnoliopsida; Brassicales; Brassicaceae.